AUGCACCAUGCCAAUGGUGAUCCCGAUGUCCUGAUUCUUCUGGGAGAAGAUAGCUCGGUGGAUAAUGAGAAGAGGGUGCGGAGGAAGAUUGACUGUGUGAUUCUGCCGAUGAUGUGCAUCGUUUAUUUCUUGCAAUACCUCGAUAAACUAAGCCUGGGAUAUGCAGCUGUCUUUGGCCUCAUUGAAGAUCUCGGCUUGCAAGGGUCGCAGUACUCUUGGUGUACUUCGAUAUUUUACUUUGGACAACUGGUCGCGGAAGGACCUUUUAUCUAUCUUAUGGGUAGACUUCCAUUGACACGGUUCAUUGCGGUUACUAUCGUUCUAUGGGGCGCAGUAUGCAUGUGUCUAGCAGCUCCAACGAACUUUGCCGGGUUCGCGGCCGUCCGAGUACUCCUAGGUGUUACAGAGGGUGCUGUAUCGCCCGCAUUUGUAACCAUCACAAGCAUCUGGUACAAGAAAGAAGACCACGCCCUCAGAGUCGGCAUCUGGGGCGGCAUGAACCCUCUAGCCCAGGUCAUCGGUAGUCUGCUCAUGUACGGGAUUGGAAAGAUACAUCAUCCGAGCAUUGAACCGUGGAGGGUUCUGUUUCUGCUAUGCGGGGCGUUGACUUCUGUAUUCGGUGUGGUAUUUUACAUCGCGAUGCCAUCGACGCCGCACAAGGCCUGGUUCCUGACACCCCGGGAACGGCAGAUUGUCCUCGAACGGAUGGAACGGGAUAGAGAGGGCGGAGACAAGGUCAAGUUCUCGUGGGCGCAAGUGAGAGAGACGCUGUUUGAUACUAAGGCGUGGUUCAUUUUGCUCUUCGGGUUCAUCGCCAGCAUGCCCGGUGCGGUCAUCUUCUUCGGCACAAUCCUCAUCAACGGCCUAAAUUACGACAAAUUCCAGACCAUGCUCCUAACCGCUCCCUCCGGCGCAAUCUCCCUGGGAAUGCUCUGUGUCGCCAUGAUCGGCUGCUCUGUCCUCCCCAAAUACCGCUGCCUAGUCCUGAUCCUAGUGACGAUUGUCCCGCUAGUCGGCAACAUCCUCCUCCUCAAGCUCCCCCUUUCUGCAACAUGGGGCCUUGUUGCAUCCUCGUGGCUGGCAUCGUGCAACCCUGGAAUCCUAGUCAUGAUCAUGAGUCUCAGUGCAUCGAAUAUAAAGGGCAAUACGAAACGUGCAAUGGUGAAUACGUAUUUCUUUAUCGGGCUUUGUGUGGGGUGUAUUGCUGGUCCGCAGCUGUGGGAACCUAGCGCUGCGCCUAGGUUUUUUAGCGGAGUGACGAUGGGGCUUUCGUGUUGGUGUGUGUUUAUCUUUCUGGUAGGCUUGUAUUGGGGAUUUUGCUAUUUGGAAAAUAGGAAACGGGAUAGGGAACAGGGUGUGCAUUCGGGAACUGAGACUUAUGCUGGAGAAGACUUGACGGACAAGGAGGAUGUUCUGUUUCGGUAUAGUUAUUGA
Messenger RNA from Aspergillus ruber CBS 135680, 1434 nucleotides. Its product is annotated as pantothenate transporter. Lineage: Eukaryota; Fungi; Ascomycota; Eurotiomycetes; Eurotiales; Aspergillaceae. The record is from RefSeq and is a predicted model, not a curated record. Gene Ontology annotation, cellular component: plasma membrane. The transcript has 7 exons. The coding region runs from base 1 to 1434 and encodes 477 amino acids. Gene Ontology annotation, molecular function: allantoate transmembrane transporter activity; dipeptide transmembrane transporter activity. Gene Ontology annotation, biological process: dipeptide transport; allantoate transport; tripeptide transport.